This is a messenger RNA of Linepithema humile (Argentine ant), 2723 nucleotides long. The record is from RefSeq and is a predicted model, not a curated record. NCBI's taxonomy places the organism in Eukaryota, Metazoa, Arthropoda, Insecta, Hymenoptera, Formicidae.
CGAUCAAUUCAUCAGUCGAAUUCGAUCCGUCUCGCGAACGUUAUAGUGUACGACGUGUGUGAUUUUCAGCGAAGAGAUCAUCGUGAUUCUCUUGCGAGUUAUCAUACAAAUUUACAUUUAUUAAACCGAAUUUUAUACUUUUAUUAAUUCUACUUAAUUUUAUCUCCGUUCGGUGAGAUUUAUGAGACUGACGCAUAUAAUCCCACAUCAAACAUUUAUCGUAAUUAAAUUGGUCAGUUGAAACCCGCAUCAUUAUUGCAUUUCAUGGACAAUCCAUUAUUUACUAUGAACCAUGUGUGACAUCGUGAAUACAUCAGACGAACAGGUUUUCCGAAGAAUACAUAACGCAAUGAAUGCUGUUGCCGCUAUUUGCCUUCAUCUGUGAAAGAUUUAUCCCUCAGUGAAUUGUAUUUUUUAUAAAUUUUUUACUUUAAUUAAACGCAUUAACAACAAGCGAACGAACGACGUAAUAUUGCCAUUUUGUACGGUGUUCAGUUAAAUCGAUUAAGCAAGACGCCGCAAUCUUUGUUUGGGAAUAAUAAAAACAGUGACAUGUUCAAAUGGCGUGGUAAUAUUGACAGUUUUUCGUGAUUAGACAGUGGAAAUAAACAGAGGCGAACAAAUAUGCUUAGCUACGAACUUCAAUUUAAUUCAUAAUCAUAAUUUAACGAAAGUGACCGGUUUGAUGAUACGCUGUAGCAAGAAUGAUUUUUGCACGUCUCAUCGAAUUUUUUGCAAUGUACAAAUUGUCUAGAUAUAGACUUGUGCGUGAAGGAUCAGUGGAAGACGCAAAAGCUGAUCCAGGUCAGGCUGAUCCAGGUCCAGCAGAUUUCGAACGGGCAAUAAUAGCAGCAGGAUAUGGAAAGUUUAACUAUCUGCUACUGCUGGCGAUACUGCCGGCCAGUUUCUCCAGUGUCUUUUCGUCAUCGACAAUGUCCUACGUGUUACCAUCUGCUGAAUGUGACCUCCGGCUGACGAUGUUCGACAAAGGACUGCUGAACUCGAUGGCGUUCGCAGGAAUGAUCAGCACGGCAUUUUUCUGGGGUUUCAUGGCCGACACGUUCGGUCGUAAGAAAAUAAUGUUCUACGGUUACUUGGUUACUGGUUUACUAAGUGUGGCAACAUGUUUUUCGCACACUUCUUGGCUUUUAAUUAUAUUUAAGUUUUUCGACGGCGUAAUCAUAUCUGGCCCAUAUGCAGCGCUUAUGUCGUACUUGGCAGAGAUACACGAUACAGUGCAUCGAUCGCGGUCGUAUAUGUGGCUUGGCGUGUUCUUCUCACUUGGAAACAUUUGCCUGCCAUGCGUAGCAUGGCUGGUAAUACCUCAAAAAUGGGACGUCACAUUUUUUAACAGAACGAUGGAAAUAAAUUCGUGGAGGGUGUUUUUAGCGAUUUGUUCUAUACCUGAGUUUCUCGCGUGCGUCGCCCUUUUCGCUUUUCCAGAGAGUCCGCGCUUUCUCAUCUUGAAAGGCCGACAUGACGAGGCGUUGAACGUCUUCAAGAAGAUCUACUCGCUCAAUACUGGAAAAGAUCCUGACACAUAUCCGAUAAAGAGUCUGAAGGAUGAAUAUACUGUCAAAUCUUCCGCGGGGAAUUUGCAAAGUGAAGCGCACAACUGCUGGAAGAAAGUAAAGCCUCUUUUCCUGCCACCUAAUAUCUUCAGAUUGCUACUCAUAUCGAUGAUACAGCUCGGAGCGACGAUAGGGUCGAAUUCGCUCCGACUUUGGAUGCCGCAGUUGUUCGCGAUGAUCGAGAGUUACAAGAGCACACUGAUGAAGAACGAUAAGCGCGUAUUGGGCUUUCAGCCUUCAUUCUGUUACAUGCUAGGCCAAGAAAAGGCAUAUCUUAAUGCCACUCGGUACAUCAAUGAAACGCUGAGCAAUGCGACGGCUGUGUGCGUUCCAGCUGAGCUGAACUCCAGAGUGUUUAUCAAUUCCAUCGUCAUCGCUAUGACAGGCAUUAUUGGUUAUAUUCUGGCUGGUACUUUAAUUACUAUUAUUGGAAAAAAGAAACUGAUGGCAAUUUGUUUCCUCAUUGCUGCUGCCUGUUGCGGUUCACUUUAUUGGGCCGAAGAUACCAAUGGCAUUCUCGGAUUGUCUUCAGUAUUUGUCGCCAUGUCGAGUAUUGGUGGUGCGGCUGUUAUUAAUGUUAUCGUUGAUAAUUUUCCUACAUGUCUAAGAACUGUAGCAGUCAGUAUAACAAUGAUGAUGGGAAGAAUCGGCGCAGUAAUAGGCAAUUUAUUAUUCCCCAUUUUAUUCGAUCUGUCGUGUUUAGGCCCCUUCGUUAUGAUCGGCACGGCUUGCUUAACUUCUGCAUUGAUGGUCGCUAUGCUACCUCGGAAAAAGACGCAGGACGAAAAAUGGGAGGAUGUUGUUUGAUCUUUUUAUAAAUAUGUUCAGCUUCAAUAUGUCCUGAUAUUUUACUCUUCGUAGAAGAAGUAAUGUGUAAAUACGUUUCCGCUUUUAUAAUUUUAAUUGCGAUGAGGAAUCAUUAUCGUUUUCCACCGGUGCAAUUUUUCAUUGUGUAAAUAUAUACAUUUAUAUAAUAGAUAAGACUUACUUAUCGUUCUCACUUAUCAUUUCAUAUUUAAUAAGUGAAUUGUACAAUGUAUAUACGUGUUUUAGAAAAAGCAUAUUUCGAACUCGCAUUACUAAGUAAAAAUUAAAUAAGCGUGAGCAGGAAUGCAUUUCAUUUUUGUAAUAUUUGUCGUAAUAAUUUGUUUA